This is a messenger RNA of Hibiscus syriacus, 2906 nucleotides long. RefSeq names its product serine/threonine-protein kinase CLA4-like. Gene Ontology annotation, molecular function: ATP binding; protein kinase activity. Lineage: Eukaryota; Viridiplantae; Streptophyta; Magnoliopsida; Malvales; Malvaceae. The transcript is spliced from 13 exons. Bases 158 to 2449 code for a protein of 763 amino acids. Gene Ontology annotation, biological process: regulation of DNA-templated transcription; protein phosphorylation. The record is from RefSeq and is a predicted model, not a curated record.
CCACCGCCCAAAAAGAGAAAUUUUUAGUCUCUCAGUUUUCGAAUUUGACCUCUUGAAGAGGAAAGUUUCUGAAAAAUAGAGAGAUAGUUCAUUAAUCUUUAAUCUUCACCAAAGAUUUGAAGCCCCAAUGCUUCGAUUUUGAUUGUUUGACGCGAAAAUGGAAACCCCUUCAUCGGAGGAGCUUUUGAGGAAGAUCCAAGUACUGGAAGCUGGGCAUGCACAUCUCAAGCAAGAAAUCUCGACAUUGAAACAAUCCGGUGGCGACUCGAAGCCGAGUUCAACUCAUCAAAGAUCCCACUCUACUUCCCCUCGACGGCCGCGGUUCCCGGGGAAAGCAGCCACGGAUGCUGCUUGGAAGAAAGGGUCGGCUUCCUAUAGACAUUCGUCUCCCUUGCAAAGGGAGAGCAGAAACAAAGGCAACCUUAAUGGCGGCGGCGGCGGCGGAGGACGAGCUCUUGAAAGAACCGGGAGCUUUGGGCACAGCCAGUAUUUAAAUAUCUUUCUGUCUCUGGGACAAGCUGUUCAUAUAUUUGAUCUUAGUGGCCAUAUUAUUUAUUGGAGUCAACUUGCUGAAAAACUUUAUGGUUAUUCAGAGGCAGAGGCUUUAGGGCAAGAUGCCAUUGAGCUUCUUGUUGAUCAGAGGGAUUUCGCCAUCGCGCAUAACAUAGUUCUUCGUGUUAUGAUGGGGGAGAGUUGGACUGGGCAAUUUCCAUUUAAGAAUAAAAUGGGGGAGAGCUUUUCGGCUAAUGUAACUAAAGCUCCUUUUUACGAUGGCGAUAAUGAUGUCGAUGUCGAUGAUGGUUCUUUAGUUGGGAUCAUUUGUGUCUCCAGUGGUUCUCGACCUUUGCAAGAGAAGGAAGUUGCAAUGUCGGCUUACAUGCUACUAGAGGGAGAUUCAACCUUUAGCCGGUCUAAAAUCGCUGUCUCGUCUAAACUUGGUCUUGAUACUCAGCAACCUUUGCAACCUGCAAUUGCUUCAAAAAUAACAAAUUUGGCGUCCAGGCUGAGCAACAAAAUGAAGCCCAGAAUUAAGACGGGAAAGAAUUGUGUUGAUCGUGAAAGGGGAAAUGGAGAUAGUCAUUGUUCCGAGCGAGGUGUCUCCAUUGCAGCUCUUUCGGAUGGUAAAGAAAAUGCAGCUUUUAGUGGAGCUAGUACACCUAAGGGAGAAUUAUACCCAUCUGCCUUUGGUGUAUUUUCUCCGUGGGAUGAGAAGUCCCCAGUAAACACCUUUCGAGAUUAUGGUGACGAGCGUGAAAGCAAACCUGCAAUCCAAAAGAUUAUGACCUUAAUGGGUAAGAAAGGGAUAUCGUGGCCUUGGAAAGGGAAUGAUCGAGAAGGAUCAGAGGCAGGGACUACUCAUAUCGUAUGGCCUGGGCCAGAUAAUGAUCAAGAGAACGAGUCAUUUCUACCAAAAUGCCCAAAUUAUGGUUUAAAACCUGAAGGCCAUCUUAAUGAAGGCAACGCUCCAGUCAAUAAUGAGGCAUCGGGUUCCUGGUCAUCCUCUGUUAAUGUCAAUAGUGUCAGCAGUGUCAGCAGCUUUGGAAGCACUAGCAGUAUUGCUGUUAAUAGAGUUGACAUGGACACUGAUUCUUUCGAUUAUGAAAUCUUGUGGGAAGACUUGACAAUUGGAGAGAAAAUUGGGCAAGGUUCUUGUGGAACUGUCUAUCAUGGCCUGUGGUUUGAAUCAGAUGUUGCAAUCAAGGUAUUCUCAAAGCAGGAAUAUUCAGAAGAUGUCAUACAUGCCUUUAAACAGGAGGUAUCUCUUACGAAAAGACUUAGGCAUCCAAAUGUUCUGCUGUUCAUGGGAGUUGUUGUUUCAUCUGAACGUCUCUGCAUUGUCACAGAGUUCCUUCCACGUGGGAGCUUGUUUGACAUACUACAAAAGAAUACUACCAAAUUAGGUUGGAGACGGCGUGUUAAUAUGGCUUUGGAUAUUGCACGAGGCAUGAAUUAUCUUCACAGUUGCAAUCCGCCUAUAAUUCAUUGUGAUUUGAAGUCAUCAAAUCUUCUAGUUGAUAAGAAUUGGACUGUCAAGGUUGGCGAUUUUGGUUUGUCACGUCUCAAGCAUGAAACAUUUCUCUCAACAAUGAAUGGGAAAGGAACACCUCAAUGGAUGGCACCAGAAGUUCUUCGCAGUGAAACCUCCGACGAGAAGUCCGAUGUUUAUAGUUUCGGAGUCAUAUUAUGGGAGCUUGCCACGGAGAAGAUACCUUGGGGUAGUCACAACUCAAUGCAGUUGAUUGGAGCUGUAGGUUUCAUGAACCAACGAUUAGAGAUUCCGAAGGAACUAGACCCACGGUGGGCUUCGAUGAUCGAGAUUUGCUGGCACAGUGAUCCAGAGUGCAGGCCGACGUUCCAGGAACUACUUAACAAGCUUAGAGAUCUUCAAAGGCAAUACACUAUCCAAGUUCAGCAAGCUCGUAGCGUGGCUGAAGAAAAGGAAUCGUAAAUCAGAUGUAUGUGUUUUCAUUACGUAUUAUUUCGUUCAAGAAAGAGCUGUAGAAGAAUGGGAAUUUUUUUAACAUCUGUUGCUGUUGAAUGGUUACUGCAUCGGCAUCAAAAACUAAGGCCAUACUGUAGGGUAGUACUUGUGUCUAUGUGAGAGCAAGCAUCCUGAGUUUGAUGAUGAUCGGCUGGUUGUGAGAUGUUUGUUACAAUCCGAUGUCGGUCUUUGAAGAUCGGGCAGUGGUGCUGUGUGAAUGAGUCUCCUGUGAUUUUUAAACAUGUCAGGACGACGAAGGUCGACAUACUGCAGUCUAAGAUAGAGUGAGAUUAAUAGCUUACUUUGUUUGUUAUUAAGACACUGUAUUAAUGGGACACAAAGUAAAUCUCUGCUGCUCUCGAGAGUCCAUUCUUGUGGAUUUGGAAUACUAUUGAUUUUUUGUAUACACAAAACUCUCAGCUUG